CUGAGAUUUUGGGAUGCAUACAGCUCUCAUUUCCCAGUUUUGAAGAAGCUUAGGCUUAUGGGAUUGAAACACUUGGAAGAGAUCCCUUUGGAUAUUGGAGAAAUUCCGACACUUGAAGUUAUCAGUGUGGAUGGAUGCAGUGAGUCUGUUGAAAUUUCGGCAAUGAGAAUAAAGGAAGAACAAGAGAGUGUAGGACAUGAAUUAAGAGGAGCCUUCAUUAGAUUAUCUCUAAAUAAAAUUAUCAAUUUGGUUUUAAAAUUAGUUAGAAAAUAAUUUGUUUUUUAAAUAGCAAAAUGAUGCCUGAAAAUUGAGUGGCACGACAGCUCAGCAUAGAGAAGAAGUAAAGCUCCUCAAUUUGUAAGUCUCAGUCUGUUGGCUUCCUUUUCUGGAACCUCCAAAAUCAUCGGCAAUGGCGGCUUAUGCAGCUCUGCUUUCUCUCUCGACAAUCAAUCAGAUCCAAUUCCUUCAGAAAAAGGCUGAUUUCAUAGAGGCCUAUAAUCACGGUGGAGGUAGUAAACAGGCACAACAUCUCGAGAGACAAAUAUCGCAGCCGAAGACGUGAUUGAAUCGUGGAUCGAAUUCAUUCUGUAUCCAAUCAAGCAAGCCUUGGAUGCACGGUCGAUCUGCAGCAGGUAAUUCAAGCUAUGGAUGCUAUAAGAUUUUAUUUUUUUGUUGUUUAUUUUAUCAAUAUAGCCAAUUACAAUUAAUUAUUACGGAGAAACAGUAAAUUAGCCAAAGUCAGCUCGUUUCUUCAAGGAAAAUGGCAGCAGGAGCAUAAUGGAAAAGAAAUUUUAAUAAUCAGAUAGUGGAGCACUCGCUGGAGCUCUAUGUUCAAAAGAUUCAAAUAAAACGACUUGAUUCAUUUAUUUCUCAGCAGACUCCGUCAAAGUCUUAUCUGAUGUUUGUAUAGUCAAGAUAGCAAUUGAGAUCGAUGGCUGCAGCUUAUGCAGCUCUAGUUUCUCUGAUGAAUACAGUGGAGCAGAUCCAAAACCACCCUCAACUUUCCACUUCUCUUGAUCAUUUCCAGAUUGAGAUCCUCCGCGAAAAGGUUUAUUUCUUCCUAGAUUUUAUAGAAAGUUAUUCCUCUCAUGUAGAUGAUUUGGAGAGGUGGAUUGCAACUGCAGCUCAUGCGGCUGAAGAUUUAUUUGAAUCCCAUGUUGUUUGGCGAAUUCGUACCCACGAAAAAAACAGUCUCGAUCUGCAGAAGGUAAUUGUAGAUAUGGAUCUUGUGAGAGAGAAAGUGUUGAAGGUGAAAGAGGAAAGGGGAGUCAGAUAUGAGCAGCCGACUGCUAAUUCAUCAAGAUCCGUUGCCAGUAACCGAGAGGCGAUUAUGGUGGGAUUUGGUGGCUACUUGGAUCAGCUCUUGGAUUUGCUCACCGGAAAUCAAUCUAGCCGCCAGAUCAUCUCAAUCGUUGGCAUGGGCGGUACUGGUAAGACUACUCUGGCCAAGAAUACUUUUGAAAAUUCAAUUAUUAAGCGACACUUUGAUGUCCGUGUUUGGGUGUCUGUUUCAAAUGAUUACAAUUUAUCAGAUAUUUUCUUAGAAGCUCUUUCUCACCUAAAAGAACUCACUGGCACUAUUGAGAUGGACAAUGAAAGAGACGAGUAUCGAUUAGGAGAACAAUUGUAUAAAGGUUUGACGGGUAGAAGGUAUCUGAUUGUACUGGAUGACGUGUGGAGUGUUGAAGUUUGGGAUAAGAUAAGGUUUUAUUUUCCUGAUAAUGGGAAUAGAAGUCGCCUCAUUUUCACUACUAGGCUUUCAGAUGUGGCUUUCUAUUGUGGAUCGUGUUGUGUUAGGGUGAAUCUUUUAGAUGAGUGUGAAUGUUGGGACCUAUUUUGCGUGAGGGUAUUUGGAGAGGAAGAUUGCCCCCUCGAAUUAGAACAAAUUGGAAGAGAGAUUGCUAAAAUGUGCAGAGGGCUUCCUCUGUCGAUCACUGUGAUCGGAGGGCUUCUUCAAAAGUCAGCUAAGACAGUUGAAUAUUGGCACAAUGUGUUAGAAAACAUUAGAGCAAUUUUGAGUUCAGGAGAGGGGGACCAAUGCCUAAAUGUGUUGUAUUCGAGUUAUAGCCAUUUGCCUGCUCAUCUGAAGCCAUGUUUCCUUUAUAUGGGGACUUUUCAAGAGGAUCGCGAGAUUCCAGUCUCGCGAAUCACGAAACUUUGGGUUGCUGAGGGAUUUCUAAAGCCCAAAGCUGCUCGAGUCUUGGAAGAGGUUGCAGAGGAUUACUUAAAGGAUCUCAUUGACAGGAACCUUGUUUUAGUUGGUAAGUAUCGUAAGAAUGGAAAGGUUAGAUCUGUCUGCAUUCAUGAUCUUCUCAGAGACCUAUGCAUAAGCUUAGCAGAUAAAGAAAAGUUCUUUUCUUCUGCGAGAGUUUGGUAUAGGAGUGAGGAUUCUUCAGUGGGAUAUCUAUCAAGGAAGUGUAAGCUGCGGUUCUUUGCUUAUAGUCCUGCUAAUUUCUCUGAGUUCAAUCUUACUUCUUCAAUAUCCUUUGUUUGGAAUCUGCAAACGUUGAUCUUUCAAGGAAGGUGUGGACUAGUCGAUGCACCAGCUGAAAUUUGGGAGAUGUCAUAACUCAGGCACGUCAUGUGCAACAGCAUUCGUCUCCCUGAUCCUCCUCGGAGUGACCAGGUAGAUGACACUUGUGUCUUGAGAAACUUGCAAACACUUGUGCAAGUAGUGAAUUUCAGAUGGACGGAGGAGGCGUGCAAGAGAAUUCCCAACAUCAAGAAAUUGCGCGUGGUUUUUGAUGAUGUCUUGACAGAUUACGAAGAUUGCUUGUGCUUACACUAUCUCCACAAUCUCUGCACUUUACAGAAGCUCGAAUCACUAAAAAUGAGGUUCCCUUUCUGCAUAUCGCGAUAUCCAGUGGAUUUGCUGAGCAAGAGGCUUGCCUUCCCCACUCGGCUAAACAAGUUGUGCUUGAGAAACUGCAGCCUCACUCGUGAAGAUCUGGCAACGAUUGGUUCGUUGCAACAUCUACAAGUUCUUGAGCUUAUACACAGCUCUUUCUUGGGAGGUGAGUGGAGCACUUUCAACGGUGAGUUCCCUUGUCUUAAGUUCUUGAGAAUCGACGGCUGUGAUGUCGUGUGUUGGGCUGCAGACACCUCUGCUUUUCGAGUUCUUGAAAAGCUCGUUGCUCGAGAUCUUUGGCAGUUGCAAGAGAUCCCUUCGGAGAUGGGAGAGAUAAACUCGCUCAAACUCAUUCAUUUGCAUCACUGCUCUGAAACUGCGGCCAUUUCAGCAUUGGAGAUUAAGAAAGAGCAAGACAGCUUUGGGAAUGAUAGCCUUAAGAUUGAAGUUGACAUCUCUUGGUACUGCUGCAGUGAUAGUUUCUGGGUAAGGGUGAAAGUGGAGAGUUUACCCAUCGACAUUAUUCGAUUCAGGCCUUUUGGAGUAUCUGCAUUUUGGUAAAAGAUUUGGGUGAAUAUCAUUUUAAACUUCAAACUUUUUUGCACUAUUGAACUUAGAUUGUC
Messenger RNA from Salvia miltiorrhiza (redroot sage), 3471 nucleotides. Its product is annotated as putative late blight resistance protein homolog R1A-10. Gene Ontology annotation, biological process: defense response to other organism. Lineage: Eukaryota; Viridiplantae; Streptophyta; Magnoliopsida; Lamiales; Lamiaceae. The coding region runs from base 932 to 2569 and encodes 545 amino acids. The transcript has 2 exons. Gene Ontology annotation, molecular function: ADP binding. The record is from RefSeq and is a predicted model, not a curated record.